This is a messenger RNA of Musa acuminata AAA Group (dessert banana), 2016 nucleotides long. Its product is annotated as carbon catabolite repressor protein 4 homolog 5-like. The record is from RefSeq and is a predicted model, not a curated record. The transcript is spliced from 15 exons. Bases 148 to 1464 code for a protein of 438 amino acids. Lineage: Eukaryota; Viridiplantae; Streptophyta; Magnoliopsida; Zingiberales; Musaceae. Gene Ontology annotation, molecular function: 3'-5'-RNA exonuclease activity.
UCGGUUUAAUUGGGGACGAAAAAAAGGCCGGGUCGAGACGAGAAUUGGGGGAAGGCCACCAGCGCCGUUCCGAUUCACCUCAAGCGUCGUUGUGCCCUACGAGAACGCCAGAAGACUUCGCCGGCGGCCGGCGUCCUACGUCCGGUGAUGAGAGCGAUGGAGGACGGCACGGCCCCUCGCGAGCGACCUCCUGCUCAACAUCGCCCUUUGUUGGAUCACCGGAAGCGGAAGCACCAAGCCGAAGGCGGCCGCAGCGACCCUGCCCACAAUGCCAAGCAGCGGCGAACUGGCGGCCGUCCCGACGAUGGGGCUCGCCAAUGGGUCUUCUCCUCUCGAGACUUAUCCUCUUUCAAGGAGAGGUUUGUAAUUGUUUCCUACAAUAUAUUGGGAGUUGAAAAUGCUUUGAAACAUUUGGAUUUAUAUGAUUCGAUUCCUUCAGAAUGUUUAAGUUGGGACUUGCGGAAAAGCCGAAUGCAUAAGGAAUUAAGAUCAUAUAACCCAAGCAUUUUGUGCUUCCAGGAGGUUGACAAAUUUGAUGAUUUGGCUGAUCUUUUUCGGGAGGAUGGCUAUACUGGUAUCUAUAAGCAAAGAACUGGGGAAGCAACUGAUGGUUGUGCUAUUUUUUGGAAGGAGAAAGAAUUUACUCUUUUGUACCAAGAAGACAUAGAAUUCCAAAAGUUUGGUCUUCGGAACAAUGUCGCACAACUUUGCCUUUUAAAGGUAUCUCUCAAUCAAUCAAACGAUCGGGUGGAUAAAGAUGCAGGUUCUGAAAUUGAGCCAGUGUCUUGUCGGACUUUACUUGUUGGCAACAUCCAUGUCUUAUUCAAUCCAAAUCGUGGCGAUAUCAAGUUGGGACAGAUGCGGGUGUUACUAGAGAGAGCAAAUACAUUGUCAAAACAGUAUGGCAACACUCCUGUUGUAAUUUCUGGUGACUUGAAUAGCACGCCAAAGAGUGCAAUAUGCCAGUUCUUAACUUCGAAUGAGCUAGACAUUCUUCAAUAUGAUCGGAAGAAGAUCUCUGGACAAAUUGAAUAUCCAGUAAGACAGAUGACCUAUGCUAUUCAGCAUGAUCGAUUCAGGUGCAUGGCAAGUCAGCAGAAGUUUAGAUGGAGUGAAGAAGAAGUCUGCCUUGCAUCUGGAAGGAGAGGAUGCACGCGUUUGCAGAACCCGCUAACCCUUUCCAGUGCAUAUCGAGGGGUUCCUGGUAAUCUCCACACAAGAGAUGAAAAUGGCGAACCUUUGGCUACUUCUUGUCACUCCAAGUUCAUGGGAACUGUUGACUACAUCUGGCAUUCUUCUGCACUAGUUCCUGUUGGGGUGGUUGAUACCUUACCAAUCAAAGUUUUACGAAGACUGAGAGGUCUUCCUAGUAAGAAAUGGGGUAGUGAUCAUCUUGCUUUGGUGUGUAAAUUUGCUUUCAUCGAUGAUGAGGCCAACGCUGCUAGUACUAUGGACAAUCAUUAGCUUAAGAUUGAUUGGUGCACUAGAUACUUGCUGGCUUCUCAUUUUCACAGUGUUGGCUGUCGUUGAGUCAGGUUUUGUGUGUACUUGUUAAGAUCUCCAAUUUUGACAUUUUUAGAUAAUGUCACCCUUUUUUUUUUUUUUGCCUUUUGACCUCAACUCGCACUACCACGCCUCUGAAGGGGUGGGGUGAUGUUGUACCAGGAUGGGAGCGGAAAUGUCGAAAGGAUUAGGAACAGCAGGGAAGAAAAUACAAGGAGAGGGGAGUGGAAACCUUUCCGUACCGAAAAGGCUCCUCCUACCUAUGUGGAGUCUGCAUAGAAGCCUUACCUGUUUCUGUGACUUGAAUUUGGACUCUCAGUAGCACGAGACUCCUAGAUCAACAUUAUCAUCGUAUCAAAGUCUAGAUUUAAUUGCUCAUAAAAUAAAGUUAGAUAUAGAUUUAAUUUUUCAUAGACAUGCUGCUUACUUUUGUCCAAAGAAAUACGUGGUAUUGAAACUGUAGUUGAUUAAUUAUCAAGCGUUGACCAAUCUUAUGGUUCGUUGAUUUUUGAA